AUGUGUCUAUCUGAAUGGGAGACCACCCCAGUUCGUCAACCCAUUCCUAAUCCAGUCAUGUCUCCUUCACUUAAGCCACCCACCGCAAAAAGGCCAUCAAAGAAGAAGAAGAAUCUGAGGAGACCACUACCAACUAGUCAGCAACCACGUCCUCCUCUGCCUAUUGUCAGUCCAACAACACCAACUACUACUAGUCCAUCAACCCCAGCUUCUGAUGUGCCACCCACUGUGACACCUCAAACUAUGCAAGCUGCCUCCCAGGGCACUACUUCAAGGUUCAUGGACUUCAUGCCAAAUCCCACAGUUAGAGUAUCAAGCUCAAGGAGGUGGCCGCAGCCAGCCUUCCGUCCACCAGCCAAAAAGGGGGUCAACAACUGA
Molecule: messenger RNA, 378 nt
Organism: Arachis ipaensis
Lineage: Eukaryota; Viridiplantae; Streptophyta; Magnoliopsida; Fabales; Fabaceae
Source: RefSeq, a predicted model, not a curated record